AUGCAGUUUCCCGAUACAAAGCACCCAAUUCAUCCUGUAUAUCAAGCAUUUUGUGACGAUCACAAAACCCAACUUGCAGCAGCUUUUCAGCUGAUGGGCAGUGACACUCCCAGCCCUGAACAGAAAUAUCACAUUAUCACGCAACUUCGCGAUGUAGCUGAUGAGUUUGCUAAAAAGGUACCUGUACCAAAGACACUCCAAUCCAAGCAAGAGGUGGCAGGAGGCCCCAAGAAUUUAAAGAUUGGCACUACUGUAUUUAGACCUGUAGACACCGAAAAUGAGGUAUUGCCCGUUAUUCUUUACUUUCAUGGUGGAGGUUGGGUACUUGGAAGCGCAACAACGCACACCAAGAUUGCUACUGAUCUCUGUAUCAAAGCACAUGCUGCUGUCAUGCUCGUGGAAUACAGCCUUAGCCCUGAGGUUCAGUUUCCCAUUGCAAAUGAGCAGAGUUUCGCUGCUCUGUGCUGGCUUCGUGAGCACGGGAAGUCCAUCAAUGUUAAUCCUGACAAGAUCGUAGUGGCUGGUGAUUCAGCUGGAGGAAACAUGGCAGCUGCCAUUUCAAUGAUGGCAAAGGAUCGUGGCAUGGAAGGAGUGAUUAAAGCUCAGGUUUUGAUGUACCCUGCUGUUGGGGCUGAUAUGAGUUUAUAUGAGUCGUAUAAGACAUAUGGUGGCGGUGAAUGUUAUCUUUCCGUCAAAGAGGCCGAAAUGUGUGGAACUGCGUAUCUUCCCAAGUCAGCAUCAGAGCUCAAUGAUCGCUAUGCUACACCAAUUCUGGCUACAGAGGAUGAAUUGAAGGGUUUGCCACCGGCUUUGGUGUUAACAUGUGAAUGCGAUAUUCUUCGUGAUGAAGGUGAAGCUUAUGCUUCCAAAUUGCUUAUGGCUGGUGUAUAUACAGUCGGCGUCCGAGUUUUGGGUACCAUCCAUGCCUUUAUGACAACCCCUCUUCCUCAUACACCUCAAUACCUUACAUCCAUCAAGAUGGUUUGUGAUUUCAUCAAGGAGCAAGUGGGCGUAAGCAAAUAA
This is a messenger RNA of Mucor velutinosus, 1023 nucleotides long. RefSeq lists its product as uncharacterized. Lineage: Eukaryota; Fungi; Mucoromycota; Mucoromycetes; Mucorales; Mucoraceae. The record is from RefSeq and is a predicted model, not a curated record. The transcript has 4 exons. The coding region runs from base 1 to 1023 and encodes 340 amino acids. Gene Ontology annotation, molecular function: lipase activity.